Molecule: messenger RNA, 2730 nt
Organism: Mesorhabditis belari
Lineage: Eukaryota; Metazoa; Nematoda; Chromadorea; Rhabditida; Rhabditidae
Source: the annotation of a GenBank genome assembly
AUGGAUCAGUCAACCACAUCAAAUACAACUCCAAAAGAGAGUUCAAUUGGAAGAGGGACAACCGAUUCUCACACACCACCAACACAACAAUUGAUUCGAGAAGGAAGAGAUCUUUCACAGGGUUUUCGUCGUCCUCAUCGAACAACCAGCACGAAUACGACAGGAAGUAAAGGAAGUAAAAGGAGUGCUUUUGUUGGAAGUCGACAAACGAGUGAAGAUAGUAGAACAUUACGAUUUACUGUAAAUGGUGAAGAGCGACAGAAAAGUGGACAAAGUAGUGGAAAGAAUACUUGGAUGAGGCGAUUAUCCGUGGCUCCCGGGCUGGCUUUUAGAGAGUCAGGUCUAAGUCGAAUACGAGUGACCGGUCAUCUCGAUUAUCAGGAUCUUCGUAAACGCUUUGAGCGUCAAUCAACUUUCCAUGGCAUCAGUCACGCCUCUUUGGCUCCCAGUGAUCGAUGGCGUUAUUUUUGGUAUGCGGCUUUCACGAUCUGUUUUAUAUUUCUCGUCGUGCAAGUCAUCUAUCUCAUUUUGAAAUAUCGGGAAUACAAGAAAACUGUGGAUCUUGAUCUCAAAUUUGAACACGCACCAUUUCCAUCGGUUACUUUAUGCAAUUUGAAUCCCUAUCGGAAAAGUUCGAUUAUGCAAAAUGCGGAAACGAAGAAAUUGAUGGAAACUUUCUCGAAACUCGUUAAUAAAGGGGAAAAAACGGAAGGAGUUGCCGCCAUAUUUCAUGCUAAUUUACAAAGUCGAGUAAAACGCGGAAAGCGACGAGUGAAUAAAGCACAAAAUCGUCGAUAUCAUCAAGUUUUUGCUCAAUGUUUAUGUGAUGUUGAUGCAAUAACGGGAGAAAGGAAAGGAGGAUGUAUGGCCGCACAACAAGGCAAAAUAUCUUUCGGAUUCGAAGCUAUGCAAUUCAAUCUUCAUCCAGCUAAAUGUUUAUGUCAAUUGGAUACUGUUUCGAAAUCAUUAUGGCCUUGUUUCCCAUAUUCAUCAUGGAAAGAAAAGCUUUGCAUUGAAUGUGUGCCUAGCUCGGGACAUUGUCCAAUGAGAUUCUAUAAAGGAAAAGAGAAAUACGAAGAUAUUCAAUCAAAAGUCGAUAUUUGUCUUUGUCACAAAGAUUACAAUCAUUGCAUUCAAAAUAAUGAGGGAAAUGUGAUUCCGGAGAUCGGUCCUGAAGAAGAAAUUGCAACACUCAAUAUGACUGCACAAACACAGAAAGCUUUGGAUAAAGUUGGAUUGCGUACAACGACCACAACAACAACUGAGGCACCGGAAGUUGUCGAAGCAUUGGGAUAUACAGAAACAGACGAGAUCGCAAUCACUUCUCAAGCUCAACAAAAUAUGCGUUUCGCAGUGGCUAGCAUGAAUGACGAACAAAAGACAUCGAUGUCACAAAAUAAAGAAGAUUUUAUUAAAAGAUGCUCAUUUAAUCUCAGAGAUUGUCAAAUUGAUGCUGAUUUUCAACAACACUAUGAUCAAACGUAUGGAAAUUGUUUCACUUUUAAUUUCAAUAGAACAAAGAAAUUGAAGGCACAUCGAGCUGGAGCAAAUUAUGGUUUAAAAGUGAUUCUUUAUGCGGAUAUUGCUGAAUAUUUGCCUACAACAGAGGCUGUCGGUUUUCGGAUAACUGUUCAUGAUAAAUGGAUUGUCCCUUUUCCUGAUGCUUUUGGUUACAAUGCUCCAACUGGGUUUCUUUCAGCUUUUGGAGUGAGAAUGAAAAAAUUCAAACGACUUGGUGAUCCGUAUGGAGAUUGCCGAUCAUUGGAAGAGGGAAAUAAAAGACAAAAAGACGAAGAAUUCUUUCUUUAUAAGAAUUUCAAUUACUCUGUUGAGGCUUGUCAUCGCUCAUGCACUCAACAAGAAAUCAUUGAGAAAUGUGGAUGUGCUGAUCCGUCGUAUCCCUUACCGAAAGGACAAGAGAAUUGCAAGGCAGUUGAUCCAAAAGCUCGAGAAUGUAUCCAGAAUACGACAAUCGAUAUUGGAAAUAAAAUCGCGGACAAUUCUUGGGAUGAAUGCAUUUGUCAUCAACCAUGCGAAGAAACGAAUUAUGAAGUGACAUAUUCAGCGGCAAGAUGGCCAUCUGGAUCAGCAAAUGUUAUGGAAUGUGCAUCUGGAGAUUAUCUAUGUUUGGAAAAAUAUAAGAAGAAUGCGGCUAUGAUUCAAGUUUUUUAUGAGGAAUUGAACUAUGAAACGAUGGAAGAAUCACCACAGUAUACGUUGACAAGUGCUUUGGCUGAUUUGGGUGGUUUAACUGGUCUCUGGAUUGGUGCUUCUGUUGUGAGUCUAUUGGAAAUCGUCUCACUGAUCAUAUUUUGCUUCCAAGCUUGGAAUCAGAAACGAAAAGAUGCGAAUACUUCAAAUCCCUCAUCCCUUACGACUCCAGUUCACAAAACGAGCACAAGACUAUCAGUGAAUUCUUCAAACAAAACCCGUUCAAAACAAUCCUUAUUGUUAUUGGAAGAUGCUCCACCAAUCGUCGAAGUGACACCCCGUUCAUCAACAAGUUCUCUUUCACAACAAUCUCGACCAGCUUCACGAAAAAGUAAAAGCAGUAUUCGAUAUAUUCCACCGGAUGAAGAAUUACCUUGUCUAUGUAAAUUUAAUGAUAUGGGAUUCAUUGUUCAUAUGAAAGCGAUGUGUCCUGUGCAUGGAUAUAUGGUAAGAAGAGGUUAUGAUAAUAUGACAAGUGAAGAAGAAGAAGCUGAAGAAGAAUAUGAAGAAGAACAUGAU